AUGAAGAAAACGUCAAAUCCAAUACUUGUUAAAGUGGAAGAUAGAGGAAAUUGCACAAAAACCUUCGACGAAUACGACGAAACCGAAGAUCUGAUAAACGUUCACUUGUUAGCGGACCUAAGAAAAGUCAUUCAAAUCAUUUACGAACUCUUCCACCACAACAGACCUAUCGAUGUCGUCAAAUUUCUCGCCAACAAACUCGAGACCAACUUGAUUCAACAGACUUUGAGGGAGAUCGCCAUGGCAAAUUGGGAGGCUAAAGAAAGAAAGAAGGAAGAGGAAGGCGAAGAAAGUGAUGAUGAACAGUACAGUAUAUUUGAGGAGUGGCCUGAACCAGAUCCGAAACUCUUAAUGACUACUUAUCACAACAGAGCUACUCAGAAAAGAGUGAAAGGAAAGACAUUCGCCAACAGCUACGUUCACGAAUCAGUUUAUCAAAGUUUCAAACUCAGUGAGUAUUUAUUUUUGAAAAAACUAUUUCGAAACAAUUACAUCAACAUAUUUUCAUGCUUCGCAGAAUCUCCUAGAUCCCUCAGAAAAGUGCGAAAAUGCAUAAAAAUUCCAAAAAAUUUGGACAACUUGAACGAUGCGAUAUUUGUGGAAUGCAUUCCAGAUUUAGCUUGGUCCGUGAACGGCAAGGGUUCUAUAUACGACCCAUUAGAAACUCCAUUUGAUCAUUUCAAAAAAGCAUAUCCACAUCUUCUGCCAAGAAUCAUUGAACCAAGUUGCAAACAAAAAUUUAAAAAACCAUGCAAGCUUGAACGACCUGUAGUUUCAUCUUUCUGGCAAAAAAAGGAAGCUAAAAUAGAUUCCUCGUCGAAAGUUAAACAAGUACAAGACAAACCAAUUUUCACUAAUGUUUCUGUUAAAACAGAUGCAUCUGAAGAUGCGGUACCAGCUUUACAGAAUUUGGACACGCACUACCUCUCAAUCCUGAUAAAAAUUUUUUCAACAGUCCCAGAGGAACCGAGUGAGAGAACUCUACCUUCGGCACCUCACGUAUGCGUUGGUUCUGUUGACAUGAAGUAUAAUGUAAGCGUUGAUACGCAAACAGAUUACUGCAACGUUUGUGAUAAUUACGAUCUAAUGCAAGAUGUUACGUUUCAAGACCACACGAAUUUAAAAAUGAUCGGCAAAGGUUUGCCUCUGAGUUGCCCUUGUUGGACAAGUGUCAAUAUGCUUUUUAGAAGUCCUGUUGUAUUGGAUUGGUCUUCUUUUCACGAAGAAUUUGUUAAACGUUACCAUUCCAGAGUUCUAGAAAAAAAUUGGCUGAGCGAAGAAGAAUUUUCUUCUUCAACAUUUGCAACUUUCAACCAAAACAAGAAAUUAUUCAAAGACAAAGCCAAAGUUAGAAGUUUCAAAUUUGAAGAUGAGGAACCGUCUAAAUUAGAAGAAGCAAGUCGUCCCAACCCGUUACCUAAAUAUAUUUAUUAUUCAGAAGAAGAAGGCCAGUAUGUGAUUGAUUACAAGAAGAGACCGACCAGUUUGAAAUGGGAGGCGAAGGCAAAGUUUUCAAAACCUGAUAGCCAGGAUAUUCUUUCAAAAUUGGUUAUAUUAAACAUCACAAAACCUGUGGGAGAUAAAAUUUCUUUGCCUAACGAACCUGACGACCCGGAUCCAUUCCCUAAAGAAGCAAUUCCAUUUUUGAAUGAGGUCGAACAAAUCGCUGACUAUCCACAAAUGAGCCAACCUUCCACUUGUCUAAAGUUAGGUCCCCACUUCAAGAUUUGUGAAGAAAGAACUGAAUUCUAA
This is a messenger RNA of Helobdella robusta, 1752 nucleotides long. RefSeq lists its product as hypothetical. Lineage: Eukaryota; Metazoa; Annelida; Clitellata; Rhynchobdellida; Glossiphoniidae. The record is from RefSeq and is a predicted model, not a curated record. The transcript is spliced from 3 exons. The coding region runs from base 1 to 1752 and encodes 583 amino acids.